Tetrahymena thermophila SB210 is the source of this 3339-nucleotide messenger RNA. Its product is annotated as histidine phosphatase family (branch 2) protein. The transcript has 15 exons. Gene Ontology annotation, biological process: inositol metabolic process; inositol phosphate biosynthetic process. NCBI's taxonomy places the organism in Eukaryota, Ciliophora, Oligohymenophorea, Hymenostomatida, Tetrahymenidae. Gene Ontology annotation, molecular function: diphosphoinositol pentakisphosphate kinase activity; inositol hexakisphosphate kinase activity; 5-diphosphoinositol pentakisphosphate 1-kinase activity. The record is from RefSeq and is a predicted model, not a curated record.
AUGUCGUUGGAUAUUAAAAGUUCCUCAAUAAAUACAGGCAAAUCUCUAAAUGAGCUUGAAUUACUUGAAUUUCUUCAAUUGGAUAAAAAAGAAAAUUAAAUGAGUUUAAAUCAAGUUUUUUCAGGUAAUUAAGAUGAAAAUAUUAUUAUUCGUAUUGGAAUUUGUGCAAUGAACAAAAAAGUUACUUCCAAACCAAUGUAGAAGAUUUUAGAAUUAUUAAAAACAAAUGACUUUGAAAUGGUUAUUUUCGAUGAAGAAACCAUUUAAAAAAAACCAAUUUAAGACUGGCCUAUAGUCGAUUGUUUAAUAAGUUGGUUUUCUGAAGGAUUCCCUUUAUAGAAAGCACAAUCUUAUGCUAAACUUAGAAAUCCAUUCUUGAUAAAUGAUUUAGAAAAAUAAAAUCUGUUAUUUGAUAGAACUGUAAUUUAUAAACUACUAAAAAAGAAUAAUAUUCGCAUUUCUAAAAGCUAUUUUGUUUACAGAAAAUAAGAGCAAUGGAUACCUGAAUAAUCUGAGGAUAUAAGAAAGGUUUUGAAUUCAAUUAGAUUUUCAGACGAUGAUUUACUAAACGAAGAAAAAAAAAGUUCUUAUACUGAAGAGUCAUAAUAAAACUAAUUUAACAUUGAUUCAUCUAGCCAGAAGCUCAUAUAGCCUUAUACUAAAUCUAUCCAAAACAAUUUAAAAGAUUGCUUACAAAUUAAUAAUGACACGUAGAACCAAAAAAAAGACAGAAAAUUUAAGAGGUCAAAAAGCACAUAUAGCUAAGAAGACGAUGACAUCUAAAAGCCUUUAAUUAAUGAUUAAUAAAAGGAGUUUAAACCAACAAAGGUAGAGGAAUUUGAAGACUAUAUAUUAAUUGAUGGUCAGAAAUUACAUAAACCUUUUGUUGAAAAGCCUUUCGAUGCAGAAAAUCACAAUAUCUAUAUUUAUUACUCACAAGCUGAUGGUGGAGGAUGCAAAAAACUUUUUAGAAAAGUUGAAAAUAAAUCUUCUGACUAUGAAAAAGAAUUAAAUACUAUUCGAUAAGAUUAAAAUAUGAUUUAUGAAGUUUUUUUACCAACGAACGGGUUUGAUAUUAAAGUAUAUACUGUAGGUCCAGAUUAUACACAUGCUGAAGCACGCAAAGCACCUGUUUUAGAUGGGGUUGUUUAGAGAACAGAUGAGGGUAAAGAAGUUAGAUUUCCAGUUAUUUUAACCCCUGAAGAAAAGUUUAUAUCACAAAAAAUUGUAAAGAUUUUUGGCUAAAAUAUAUGUGGAUUUGAUCUAUUAAGAUCAAAUGGUAAAUCUUACGUUUGUGACGUAAAUGGAUGGAGCUUUGUCAAGGGAAAUGCAAAAUAUUACAAAGACUGUGCUAUCAUUUUAAAACAAAUGAUAUAUAAAAGAUUUGCUCCUAAAAAAUUAUCUGAAUUUAAUGAAAAACUAUCAUAAAAUAUUUUAAUGGACCUUAAAAAGAAUUCAUAUAGACCUAAAAAUGUAGAAGAGAUAUGUGGAAAUUAAUAAGAAGAACUCAGAUCAGUAGUGGCUAUUUUUAGGCACGCUGACAGAACUCCAAAAUAAAAGAUGAAAAUGAAAGUUAAUUACAAAUAAAUGAUUAAAUUUUACUUGUAAAAUACCAAAGAUACUCCUAAUAAGGAACUAAAAGUUAAAAAUGCUAAACUUUUAUAAGCUAUUUUAAAUAUCAGCAGAGAAAUUUUCGAAGAGUUUUAAAGUCAAGGCUAAAAACUCAACUUAGAGGAAGAGUGCUGUCUCAGUAAAAUAAUAUAAAUGAUUAGCGUGCUAGAAUAAGGUGGAUAGUUUGAAGGAAUAAAUCGUAAAAUACAAAUCAAACCUAUAGAGUUCUAAAAUAUUGAAGAAGAUGCUUAUAAAGAUAUAAAUAAAAAAGAAAAUCAGUUGAUUCCUUCAUAGGUUUUAAUAGUAUUAAAGUGGGGAGGAGAGCUUACUCAUUCAGGCGAAUAAUAAUCAGAAGAGCUGGGGAAAUUCUUUAGAGAUUAUUUGUAUCCAGCCGAAAAAGACGGAAUACUGAGGCUUCAUAGUACAUAUCGACAUGAUCUCAAAACUUAUACUUCUGAUGAAGGAAGGUGCUAAAAAACUGCUGGUGCUUUUUUGAAAGGAUUUCUUUAAUUAGAGGGAGAGAUUGCACCAAUAAUGGCAUCAAUGCUGACUAAAAAUGAAAUAGCCUAUAGUUUGCUUGAUUAAUGUAACUCUGUACUUUCUAGUGAUCCUCUAGAACUAUAAAUCAAGUAAGACAUAUCUAACUUUUGUAAUUCAGAAGAAGACCUUUAUGAAGCAUUUAAAAAAAAGUUUGGAAGGUUUGGUAUUAAUGAGAAUAUGAAAAACUUAAUGAAAAAAAUAGGGAAUCCUAGAAAAAGACUUGAAUCAAUUCAUGAAAAAAUAAGAAAAUUAACAAAAGGAAUCUUUUAAAUGCUUAAUUUAUCUUCAAAAACGUAUUAUGUUCAACCUAAAGAUUGGAACAAAGAGUAAAAUAUACCAGAGCCACUUGAAACCUGUGGAAAUGAAUCCCUUAUUUUGAUGUAUAAGAGAUGGAGAAAAUUAACUGUGGACUUAUUACAAAAUAGCACUUACAACAUUUCUAAAAUUCCUGAUGUGUAUGAUAAUAUUAAAUAUGACUAUUUACACAACAGGAAUAUAUUACUUAAGAUUGAUCCUGAUAUUUCUUCUUUGUAUGAAGAAGCUGAAAUGAUGUCUAAUUUCGUUGUUCCAAACGAGUUUGGUAUGGAUGAAGAAGAAAGAGUCGACAUAGCUAUGAAAACAGUGAAGUCUCUUUGUAAUAAAAUUAAAAAGGAUUUAGUUUGGUGGUAUGAGAAAAAUUUUGAUGAAGAAGAUUUUUGGAAAUACUAAAAUGUUUAUGGUGAAAAUGAUAUUAGAAGUCCUUGGCGUCACAUAAGAACUAGAUUAUAUUUUGCUAGUGCAACCUAACUAUAUUCGUUGUUCAAUAUAAUUCACCUAGGAUUAGAGAGCAGAUUGAUUGAGAGUUAACAAUAAUAAAAUGAGUUAGAUGGUAUAACAUCUUUGUAAUACUUGUCUCAUAUUUUAUUUAGAUUAUAUGAGAAUCUUCAUGCAGACACUAAUGACCCAGAAAGAUUUAGAUUGGAACUUUCAGUUAGUCCUGGAUGCUAACAUAAUCCAGACAUUAAUGAUGAUACCCACAUUACACCUGUUAAACCACUCAUUUCUAUAAAUAAAAGACUAAAUAUUUUCCAAAUAAAAGAAUUCUUUACACUUUUGGUCAGCGAAUAAUCUCCAUUAAUAGUUAAGAAUAAUUAAAAAAAUAUUUCAUUUAAUAUUAUAGAGAAUACCAAAUCAGCUAAUAUUUCUUGA